Messenger RNA from Nannochloropsis gaditana CCMP526, 1410 nucleotides. Its product is annotated as aldo keto reductase. Gene Ontology annotation, molecular function: oxidoreductase activity. The transcript has a single exon. Bases 1 to 1410 code for a protein of 469 amino acids. Gene Ontology annotation, cellular component: cytosol. The record is from RefSeq and is a predicted model, not a curated record.
AUGCCUGCGGGCAAUUCCGCAGAUCCUGUCAUGGCCGGUUGCGGUUUGCCAAUUUCUCGGAUCGGCUAUGGCACCUACCGCAUCGGCUUGAAUAAUGCGGAGCAGGCAGAGUCAUUGCGGGAAGCUCUGCUGCACGGUAUCAACGUCAUCGACACUUCCGCCAACUAUGGUAAUGGCGAGGCAGAGGAAUGCAUUGGCCAGGUGGUAAGGGAGCUAAUGCAGGAAGGAAAACUUAAACGGGAGGAUAUUCUGCUUGUCAGCAAGGUAGGAUAUAUCCAAGGUCAGAACAUGGAUCGUUACCUAGCCGGCACCGUGCGCACCCCCGACACGGUGGAGGUCGCCUCCUAUCUCGGGCACUGCAUCCACCCAGCCUUUAUCCAAGACCAGCUCGGCCGGUCCUUGGCCCGCUUGGGAAUGCCCUCCUUGGACGUCUUCCUCCUCCACAACCCAGAGUAUUACCUGACCCACAACGUCCCGGCCCAAGCAGGUGCCAUCAGCGCCGAGGACCUCCAGACACACCGCGACGAAAUGGACCGGCGUCUCUUGGAGGCCUUUAAGGCGCUGGAAGGGGAGAUCGCCUCGGGACAGGGACGGAUUCGGAGCUACGGGAUCUCCUCCAACUCCUUCUCCUUGCCUCCCGAGCACCCGCACUUCCUCCGCUACGACCAUUUGGCCGCCAUGGCGAUGGAAGCGGCCAAGGCCGUGUCUCCAGAGGCCCAGGUUCACCAUUUUAGCACCAUCCAGCUCCCUGCCAAUUUGCUCGAACAGGAGGGGCUCCACCGUGCGGUGCAGUGGGCGGCGCGCACGUCUUUAACGGUCCUGAUUAACCGGCCGUUGAACGCCUUCGAUGACCGAAUGAGCCUCCGUCUUGCGGAGUACCCGGAUUCUCGUCCUGCGUACCACCACGCAAGGGAUGCCCUGCUCCAAUACAUCGACGCGCAAAAGACGGCUUUGUCGGGCCACGAAAAGGAUGGCUACACUCUGUUCCAAGAGGAAGUGGAAGGGAUCGACGCCGCGUUGGCCCAGAAAGACCUCCAUAGUGUCCUUGCUUGGGAAGGCAUCUCCUCCCGGAUGGUCAUGCCCAUGCUUCGGCGCGGCCUGGAGGCGACGGCUCGGCCCGACAAGACCUUCGACGCGGAAGGCAUGAGGCUGGCGCAGGAAUACUUGCGUGCCUGUGAGCGCCUUGUCAGCUAUUUGAGCGGAAUCCACGCCCGGGAAGAAAUUGAAAAAACAUUAGGUUUUGGUCCCAUCCCUGCGGAAAAAUCGUUGCAGGAAUUUGCCAUCGAAUUUCUCCUGGAGCAUGCUGGGGUCAGCACGGUCCUGCUGGGCUGUCGAAAUACGCGUUAUGUACGAGACGCCAUCAAAAUCAACGACAAGCACCCCUCCGUGCAUCGCUUCUUACCGCGGUGA